Aphis gossypii (cotton aphid) is the source of this 552-nucleotide messenger RNA. RefSeq lists its product as uncharacterized. NCBI's taxonomy places the organism in Eukaryota, Metazoa, Arthropoda, Insecta, Hemiptera, Aphididae. Bases 1 to 552 code for a protein of 183 amino acids. The transcript has a single exon. The record is from RefSeq and is a predicted model, not a curated record.
AUGUAUUUGGACGUAGCUGGCGGAUAUGAAGAAGAUUGCAAAAUAACUCAAAUGCAGUACCACUCUUUCCUUCCGUAUUCCACUACAGCUUUAUCCAAUAACGAUGAAAUUAGAAUAUCUAUUCAAAAUAUGGACGCUUACACUUUGCCUUGCGAGAGCUAUCUUUACAUUGAAGGUAAAUUAAAUAUACCUGCAGAUAUUUCAGCAGAGAAGGGUGAAUUCAACUUUACAAAUAAUGGAUUAGCGUUUUUAUUUUCUGAAAUCCGAUAUGAAAUUAACGGAGUGGAAAUACAAAAAUUAAAAUCUCCUGGAAUAUCUUCGAGUCUUAAAGGUUUUUGCUCGCACACUCCGAGUGAAUUGAACAAUUUACAAAAUGCUGCUUGGAACGUAGAUAUGGAUGCCAGGGAAAAUAAACAUUUCAUGUUAAAUAACAAAUUCGCUGGUUGUAUCCCACUCAAACACUUGUUUGGAUUUUGUGAAGAUUAUAAAAAAAUGCUACUCAACUGUAAUCAACAAAUAAUUUUAAACAUCUGUCUCAUUUACAGAAUUUGA